CUCCACACUGACGUAAGAGGGUUGGAGAGGUUGGUGGACCCUGCAGAAGGAGGCAGAUAACCGUGAUGAGGACCAGACUGGGAAAACGAAAAUGCAUCAUAACCGGGAGGAGCAGUCGGGAAAUCCAAUUACUGCGCAGCACGGGACAGCGCACCACAGUGACUCCAACAGCCUGGGGAGCAGCUUGGGCAGCGGGCUCUCUGACCCCCAGCCACCUGCCUACUCUAAACUGGAUUUUAGAAGAAAUGCAGUGACAGAUGACUAUAAAAUCACCACUCAGGUUCUCGGCCUGGGAAUCAAUGGCAAAGUGCUGGAAUGUUACUGCAAGAAGACCGGAGAGAAAUGUGCCCUCAAGAUUCUGUAUGAUACUCCUAAAGCGAGACGGGAGGUUGAGCUGCACUGGCGAGUGUCUGGAGGUCCCCACAUCGUCCCGAUACUCAGUCUGUAUGAGAAUAUGUACCAGGGGAAGAAGUGCCUCCUCAUUAUAAUGGAGUGCAUGGAGGGAGGAGAGCUAUUCAGUCGCAUUCAAGCCAGAGGGGACCAGGCCUUCACAGAGAGAGAGGCAUCAGAGAUCAUGCAUGACAUCGGCAUGGCCAUCGAGUACCUCCACCACAUGGACAUUGCUCACAGGGAUGUGAAGCCUGAAAACCUUCUGUACACCACCAAGGAGAGUAACGCCACACUGAAACUGACCGACUUUGGCUUUGCCAAGGAGACAACACUGCACAACUCCCUCCAAACUCCCUGUUACACUCCAUAUUAUGUCGCCCCAGAAGUGCUUGGGCCAGAGAAAUAUGACAAAUCAUGUGACAUGUGGUCUUUGGGCGUAAUCAUGUACAUUCUUCUGUGUGGGUUUCCUCCGUUCUACUCAAACACAGGUCAGGCCAUCUCUCCAGGCAUGAAGCAGAGGAUCAGGCUGGGCCAAUAUGAGUUCCCCAACCCUGAGUGGGUUGACGUUUCCGAGGAAGCCAAACAGCUCAUCGUUCAGUUACUGAAGACAGACCCCAGUGAAAGGAUGACCAUUGGACAAUUCAUGAACCAUCCCUGGAUUAGUCAGUCAAUGGUGGUCCCUCCAACACCCCUCCACACUUCUCGUGUUUUGACAGAGGACAAGGAGCUGUGGGAGGAUGUGAAGGAGGAAAUGACCAGUGCCCUGGCCACCAUGCGUGUGGACUACGACCAGGUGAAGAUCAAAGACCUGGACACAUCCAACAACCCUCUGCUCAAUAAGAGACGCAAGAGGCCCAUGCCUGGAGGAGCCGACAGAGGAGGACAAGCUGAUGGAGGAGAUGGAGAAGGAGGAGUGGUGCGUAAUAGUCACAGAGAAGUGACAUUUUCAGAAGAACAUGGGAAAAUGAUUAUUGGGCAAAAGUAGCAUAAAAGCCAGAGUGAGCAUAUUUUCCCAUCUACAUGUCCCUUGUAUUUUACUUACUUGUUCUCAAUUUUCUUAUCACUGCACUCAGUAGUUUAAUGAAUGUCAUUUAUUUUGAUUGGCACUAUGCUAACAUUUUAAAUAAAAUAGUGUUUUUUUUUAUGUUUUAAA
Molecule: messenger RNA, 1543 nt
Organism: Toxotes jaculatrix (banded archerfish)
Lineage: Eukaryota; Metazoa; Chordata; Actinopteri; Toxotidae
Product: MAP kinase-activated protein kinase 2-like
Exons: 11
Coding region: 92-1375 (427 amino acids)
Biological process (GO): protein autophosphorylation; toll-like receptor signaling pathway; peptidyl-serine phosphorylation
Cellular component (GO): cytoplasm; nucleus
Molecular function (GO): calcium/calmodulin-dependent protein kinase activity; calmodulin binding; mitogen-activated protein kinase binding
Source: RefSeq, a predicted model, not a curated record